AAACAGUUCAAUAUAGAAAUGUGGUUUCUCCAAUACACAUUAUUGGCCCAUAGCUUGAGGUAUAAUUGAAGAAAUGCGUAGCAGAUAACGUGCAUCUUCCCUCUCUUUAAGCCGUAUUUUGUUCGUAACCUAUGAAAAGCGCAUUGAGUUAACAAGCUUUCUUCCAAGGAAAAAGCACAGAAAGAAACACCAGACGAUCAUGGGUGGAACAAGAUACCACCACCACCACCACCUCCUUUUCCUCCAUGGCCUCCUCCUAGUCCUAGUGAUAUGGGUAACAACCCAGCACAAGCACAGCACCCAUGCCAUGCCACCACCACCCCCAACUCAAUGUAAUGCAACUGGUUGCAUCCUUAGCAACUGCUAUGGAAUAUGGAAUGACCGAAACGAUUGCUGGGUUCCUAAGAUCCUCUACCCAACAACAGAAGAUGAGCUCUUAUCCGCAGUUGCCUAUGCCAACCGCAACAAACUCAAGCUCAAAGUAGUGUGGGGUUCACACACCAUCCCAAAACUGGCGUGCCCAGGAACAUCCUCCCCUGGAAAUGCACUCCUAAUAAGCACAGCUAACUAUAAUUCAAGUGUCGUCGUUGAUGUCGCAGAUCUCAGUGUCACAUCUGAUGCAGGAGUCUCACUCCGGCAUCUAAUUGAUAAGGUAGAAGAAGCUGGUUUCAGUUUAGUGCCGUCUCCAUAUUGGGAAGGGGCUAGUGUGGCAGGAAUCAUAAGCACAGGUUCACAUGGGAGUUCAUGGUGGGGAAAGGGAGGCUCUGUUCAUGAUCACGUCCUUGAACUUAGUCUUGUAGUCCCUGCCACAGAAUCUCAGGGUCAUGCUAAAAUUCUGAGACUCAACGCUCAAGAUCCACUCUUCAACGCAGCAAUAGUUUCAAUGGGAAUGUUAGGAGUCGUCUCAAAGGUAAAGCUCUCACUGGAACCAAGGUUCAAAAGAAGUAUAACCUACAAUUUCACGGAUGAUGCUCAAUUUGAGGAUGAAUUCAUGGACCAUGCACGGAGACAUGAAUUUGCAGAUAUCACCUGGUAUGCAUCAAGACAUACAGCGGUGUACAGGUAUGAUGAUCGAGUUCCAUUAAACAGUAACGGAGAUGGAGUAUAUGACUUCCUUGGGUUCCAACCUAACCCAGUUCCGGUGUCCACUACAGUUCGUGCUGUAGAGAAAGCAUUUGAGGCUGCAAAGAACGUCAAUGGGAAAUGCACAAUGGCAGCUUCAUUUGUGGGAUACAAGAAAUUAAUUGCCAACGGCCUGAAAAAUAAUAAACAAUUCUUCACAGGGUACCCAGUUGUUGGUUAUCAGGGUAAAAUGCAAACCUCUGGUUCCUGUCUAUACUCACCUGCAGCGGACACCCUGAGCUCAUGUGCUUGGGAUCCAAGAAUCAAAGGGCUCUUCUUCUAUGAGACGACAGCAAUCUUCCCUGCUUCAAAGUUUGCAGAUUUCAUUCGUGACGUAAAGAAACUAAGAGACCUGAAACCAGAAAAUUUCUGUGGGGUGGAUAUCUACAAUGGAUUUCUGAUACGCUUCAUUAAGGCUUCUGGGGCAUAUCUAGGUCAAACUGAGGAUUCUGUCGUCGUUGAUUUCAACUACUAUCGAGCUGAUGAGGCUUCUACAUCAAGGCUGAACCAAGAUGUCUGGGAAGAGGUAGAGCAGAUGGCAUUCUUCAAGUAUGGAGCUAGACCACAUUGGGCCAAGAACAGAAACCUUGCAUUUGUAGGUGUACAAGCGAAGUAUCCCAACUUCAACAAGUUCCUAGCAGCCAAAAAACAAUUGGACCCUCAAAACAUAUUUUCUAGUUACUGGUCAGAUGAGAUACUCAUUGGUAAAGAGGCAGCAAAAGGUGAGGGAUGCGCCUUGGAAGGACAAUGCGUAUGCUCAGAAGAUAGACACUGUAACCCAAGCAAGGGGUAUUUCUGCAAACCGGGCCUCAUUUAUACAGUAGCUCGGGUAUGCAGGUACUCUCCAUCCUCCAUGGCCUAAAAAAUUCCUGCAGAAUUUGAUGUCUUUGCUAUAGAAAUUUUUCAAGGAACCAUUAAUUAUAUUUAAGUGUCUGGUGAGAAAAAUCAAUCAAAAUAACCCAAUUUGGAUUA
This is a messenger RNA of Macadamia integrifolia, 2094 nucleotides long. RefSeq names its product L-gulonolactone oxidase 3. The coding region runs from base 200 to 1984 and encodes 594 amino acids. Lineage: Eukaryota; Viridiplantae; Streptophyta; Magnoliopsida; Proteales; Proteaceae. The record is from RefSeq and is a predicted model, not a curated record. Gene Ontology annotation, cellular component: membrane. The transcript has 3 exons. Gene Ontology annotation, molecular function: FAD binding; D-arabinono-1,4-lactone oxidase activity.